UUUGAAAAGUCGAACAGGAACAUAGAAACAAAAUCAUUUGAUCUAUAAGUUCUCUCAAUGUAGUUUUGCUUUUAAAAGCAGAACUAUUCAUCAUUUCAAAUAGUUAUAUUAAUACGAAACGGCAACUUUUUAUAUAAUCUUUCUUAAUAUAAAACAAUUUAAUUAAAAAUGCAAAUUAUUCUGGCGAAUUUAUUUGUUGCUGCUAGUUUGCUGGUGGUUUUAAGGGGUUGUCUCGGUCAGACUGGUUUCUGCAAUGAAGCACAUCGAAAGAAUCCGAACACACAAGUUAUGGAAAUAUGCACCGACCAAGCAUCAAGAAAUUCAACUGUCUUUAUCGAUACCUUCAAAGUCUCAAAAUUCCAAGACAUAAUUUGUGAAUGUAACAUUACGCCUCCAGGCCUUGAUGUUGGAUUUUACUUUUCAUUCUUUGAAAUGAGUGUAGCAAAGGGCAUGGCGUUUAGAAUCGACACACUGGUGCUAAAUGAAACAGUAAUGAGGGGUGCAUUGCAUUUGUGGGACGUUACGUCACUUCGGUUCUUUACGUCAGAACAAUUUGAAAAUGGCGGAGCAUGUUUGAUUGUCAAAUCAGUACAUGGCCCAUUUGAUAUCAAUUGUGCGCAACCGGAGACGAAUUCCAGUCAAGAUGUUAACAAAGAAACACAUGGCUACGACUAUUAUAUAACCUUGAUUGUGUUACCGGUACUUGGUGGCAGUGUCAUUGUCAUCUUGACAGUCAUUUUCGUGAUUUGUAUGAAAAGGCAUCGGGCGAUUGAAAACAAGAGACCAAGCACUCAAUCAAAUAAAGUCUCAAUGUCAGACUUAGUACCAAACACAGAGCAACGUGAAUGUGAUACUAACACUUACGAAAUACCUGACCAAAAUGUUUAUGAAGGUUUGGACAGACAAGGAAAUGAUUUACCGGCUGACACGUACCAACAUCUUUAUACAGAAACAAACAAUUCACAUGGCAAAAGUCAAUAUCUAAACCUUAGUAACCAACAGUCGGACACAGACAAUUUGGAAAACGAGUAUAAAAAUACGUCUGGAAAAGGUAGUUUUAGUGACGGCAUACACACUAAGAAUUCGUCACAUGAAUAUGAAAGAUAUAAAGCUAACGCAACUGAUCAGAUGUACGAAACACUACAAACAGACGAAUGAACUUGGUCUAGACUAACUUUGCCGAAUGAUUAAGGAACACACACGAGUGACGUUAAGGCCAUUAGCUCCCUUUAACCUAAAAUUGAAAUUACAUGUGACUUAAAUGAAUGAUAUAACUUGCGAAGCUUAUAUAAAUAUGUUUUAGAAUUAAUAGAGUGUAUUUUACGUGUACAUGUAUUUAGAGUUUUGUUAGAUAAUUUCACCACAUGCACACCUGUAAUAAUAUGAUAAAUUCAAAUCUGACCAAUAUUAAAUUGUUUGGAUUAGGUAAAGAACAAAUAUUCAGAUAAAAAGCAUAACUAUGUAAAACUAUUGAGUUGUAAAUAAAAAGAGGAUACAGUAAAAUAGUUGAUGAAGACAUCCUCUGUUUUCCAAGUUAGCAGAAACACAACUAUAUGAACUAACAUUUAAGACUGUGGACAUACUAAAUAAAUCUUAGUCCUAACUAUAUACAGGUGUACUGACUGUGUAUACACAGAUAAUUUCAAAGUAUUUUAAGGAUAAGCAAUUUAUGUUUUAAUGCUUAAUGUAAUUAUAUACCAUUGCCAAUUCUUAUUGAUGGUGUAAUUCAAAGAACCAUUGAAACACAGUUUAAUAGUAACCAUGGUAACGUGAUAAUAUAUAAAACUGUUUUGACCAUUUUCAAGCAUUGUUGUUCAUUUAAAUAUUUAAAAUGGAACAAAUUUUGAUUAACUAUGAACAAAUUUUAAAUAAAAUCGUAAAGAAAGCUAUUAUUCACAGAAAUAACAGACAUUACACCGUCAGCAUGCAACUGAUAUUUAUAAAUAUAUAAUGAAAUACUUGAAAAUGUUUAUUCUUGUGAAUUGUGUGUUUAUACUUUUGACUGACAUAAAACUAUAAUAUGUUUGUAUCUGAUUUUAAACUUAAUUCUUUGAAAUUGAAAACAUUUGCACAAUAGAAAAAUGUUUUCAUGGUAACGCCUAGCUGACGUUUUUGCACGUUAUACAUAGUACUCUCAUACAUACAUACAUAUGUUUGAAGUUUGAGCUAAUUCUGAGACAGGAGCAAAUUUGUCCAUUAGUAAAUCUUGCCCUUUAUAUUUUACCUUCAUCUAGAAUAUACGUAUUUAGAUGUUGUAAAAUGUCAUGCUGCUAAAUCUAGCAUCAAGGUUACUAUUGUUGUAAUGGACAUAAAAUUGUGGUAUUUUAUGUCAUAUUUAGCCCAAGAGAUGUUGUACAUUAUAUAAUGUAUAUAUGUUUCAUUAUCUAUGUGUGUCUUUGAAAUAAAAUGAAAAGAAGCAACAAGAUUUUUGCUAUUUUUAAAGCCGAUCCCUGCUAGAGAUUGUUCUGAUUUUGUUGUUUACUUUACCUUGCUAAGACAUUAGUUGACUGAUCUUGUUUUUUCACAUGGCUAGAACGAUAGUUUGUCUAUUAUUUUUUCUCCAUAUGUAUCUUUAAAUUGAAAUUUUAUAUAAAAAACAAUCUAUGAAAGGUAAUGAUAUAAUUAGAUUAUGUUUGUUAAAUGGGCCCAUUUACAUAUUCUCUUAUUUUACUCCUUGUUUGUUAUUGCUCAAUCAUUGGAAUCGUUUUUCACCGCUUAACUAAGAGAGAUUUUUUCUCUCUUUGUUUUCUUUCCUCUCUAUCACCCUCCAUACUGAAUCUUUACCAUGUUUCCUUAUGUCAAAUGGCCUAUCAUGUUAUAUUUCACUUAUAUAUUCCAGGACUAUAGUUUAUGUCACACUUUCUAUGAAGAAUGCGGACUUUGUUCGUGCAUCUGAAUACCACACUUUGUUUUUGAUACGCUGUUUGUUAUUUUAUCCAACUUUAUGUCACACUUUCUUUUAAAAUUAUGCUUAAUAACUAUAUAUUUAUACUUUCGAAAACCGUAAAUUUAACUUCUGUAAGCUAUCAGACAUGUCAAGUCCUUAAAAUGUGUUGUUUUCACUUUAACAUAAAUAAACUGCAUACCCAUGGAAGAGCAAAUUGAAAAAAAUAUAUCCUAAAUAUUAAUCUUUUGCCAUUAUUUUAUUACACAAAAGGCUUAUUUAAGAUACAUGGAGAAAUCAAUAAAAGAUGGUUGUUAAAUUAAUUUUGCCAUGUUAGAUAAAAUCUUGAUUUCAUCUUAGUUGUUUCCUUUAAAACACAGACCCUAAUUAGAAAUAAUAAUAUUGAGUCAAUUGUUUUAAAACUGCUAUGCUUGUAUAAGCACAUCCUUGAGACACAUAGAUUUGCGCUGAUAGGAGCACUUGUAGGAUCAAAACGACAUUCAGAUUAAUUAAAUAUUCUGGAAAAGAAAGAAUACUCGGUAGCAAUAAAGUGAAAAAUCUAGUUUGAUUUAAACCUUAUUUGUUCAUGAUGAAACAUGUACUUUUGCUUAACUUAUAUUUUAUCAAUAAUCAAGCUGGGUGGGGUGAGAGGUAAACUUAACGAUUUUUCUUUUUACCUUUAUAAUAAGUGGCAUUUCUAUGUAUGAUGCAUAAUGCAUAAAUAUUUUUUGACUACGUAUAGUUAUACGUACAACGGCUAACUCGAAUGUUAGGCAUCGGUAUUAUAUAUAUUUUUACGUGAAUUGAUUUGUUAUCGAGGAAAGUCGAUAAGACGAACUCGGCAUAAAAAUACAAACAAUAAUUAACGAACACGAUAUAUGUCAAUAGAAUGUAAAAUUAUUUACACAGUUACCCGAGGUAAAUGUAAAAUUAGAAAUAAACACAUUACAUGAAAAGGUAGGAUGUGGUUAUAUACAAAAAUCGCUCAACCAUAUUGUGGCAGAUUUUGAUUAUAUCUAAAACAAUUUUAUUUAUCUUUUAUUCAUUAAAAUAAUUUCUCUCUAAAUUUCUUCUGUUUACAGUAAAGCAUUUCAGAUUCACUUAAAUCCAUGAAUUUUGUAGUGUAAAAUUGG
Molecule: messenger RNA, 4017 nt
Organism: Ruditapes philippinarum (Manila clam)
Lineage: Eukaryota; Metazoa; Mollusca; Bivalvia; Venerida; Veneridae
Exons: 7
Coding region: 169-1158 (329 amino acids)
Source: RefSeq, a predicted model, not a curated record